CAACGAAAUCACAUCUCUCUCUCUCUUCCUUUCUUGUUACUUAUCCAUUUUCUCUCUCUCUCUCUCAGACUUCCUUAAAUCGAUUCUCUCGAAUCCAAGAACAGAGCCCUUUUUAUUCUAACCAUCUCUCCUUGUUCCGAAUUCGUGGGACUAAAAAAAAUGACAGGCUUCUCUGUGUCUCUAAUUGUAUCAAACUUAUCAAACGUCGCCUCGUACCUAUCUCCAAUCUUCGAGACCAUCCCGUCUAAAGUUGUUCCAGCGCAGAUCGAGAAGGUUGUCUCUCUUGUCUCCCGCACCGGUAGAGAUUUACAGCGUUACGAUAAUUCAGGAUAUCGUCAAGUCGUCGGAUGUGUACCGUACAGAUACAAGAAACAACAAGGAAAUGGAAUUGAGACAAAAGAGAUUGAACUUUUACUUAUAAGUGCUCAAAAGGGCAAAGGAAUGUUAUUCCCAAAAGGAGGUUGGGAGAUUGAUGAGUCAAUGGAGGAAGCAGCAUUGAGAGAGACGAUAGAGGAAGCUGGUGUGACGGGAGAGCUCGAGGAAAAGCUUGGGAAAUGGCAAUACAAGAGUAAAAGACAGAGUGUGAUUCAUGAAGGUUACAUGUUUGCGUUGCUUGUUGACCAAGAAUAUGAGCGGUGGCCUGAAGCGGAGACUAGAGAAAGGAGAUGGGUUGGUUUGGAUGAAGCGAGAGAGGUGUGUCAUAGUUGGUGGAUGAGAGAAGCUCUUGAAGCAUUUGUUAACCUGAAAUGUAAUGUCGUGGAGAAGGUUGUGAUUGAAGGUAAUGAUGUUUAGGGUUUGGUGGAAACAGAGCUUUUUAGAGUUAGAAACCUGACCAUAGGGAUCAGAAGAAGAAGCUUCGUGGGGGGAUAUUUAUUUGGUCUCUUUGAGAGUUGUGGAAAAGUUUUGAUUGUUUGAAGAUGAGAUGUCAACUAUAUACUAUUUCUAAUUUAUUCUUUUUUUUGUAUUAUAUGAUUCAUUCAUUCUUUGAUUAAUUGUGAAUAAAUUGCUAGACAGGUCUCUUAAUUAAAUAAAACGUUUU
Molecule: messenger RNA, 1039 nt
Organism: Eruca vesicaria subsp. sativa (arugula)
Lineage: Eukaryota; Viridiplantae; Streptophyta; Magnoliopsida; Brassicales; Brassicaceae
Source: the annotation of a GenBank genome assembly